Messenger RNA from Parnassius apollo (apollo), 828 nucleotides. NCBI's taxonomy places the organism in Eukaryota, Metazoa, Arthropoda, Insecta, Lepidoptera, Papilionidae. The record is from the annotation of a GenBank genome assembly.
AUGAAAGUAUCCGUGUUGGUGCUAGCACUUCUACUUUUCGUAGCAAUAUCUAACGCUCGGCCAAAUCUAAGCCAAUCUGAUUCUUCUAUUUUCGAAGAUGAAAAAGAAGAAGAGUCUGGUUAUGUUGAAAGAAACCAAGAAUAUGACGGAAGAAGAAGAAGGACAAGACAUUCACGUCAAAUUUUUUAUGGGUACGACUAUCCAUGGCCUUCGUCUUAUGAGAGUCAUAAAAACCUAAGGCUUUUGGAAGAGAUUCUCUUUCAAGUAAAAAAACUUACCGAAGAGGUUUCAGGUUCUUUGAAAAGGCAACAGGCUGGAUAUACUCCACCUCAACCCAUUUACAUUCCAUACCCUGUUUAUAUACCAGCUUUAGGCUCAAAAUGCUUCGACGGUGUAAACAAUAACUUAAGCAAUGUGCCUGAUACUGAUUCUAGAUUUCCUGUGAUUUUUGAUAAAAACCAAAUAUGGGGAAUCGAUCAAGGAGAAAAUACUGUUGACAAUGAUGACUCCGAUGGAACAAGGCCAAUUUCUUUGGAGCCGGUUAACUCAAACCGACCGCAGGGCAGACCGAUACCUUCGGUUGAACACGGCAGUUCUCAAGCUGGGGAUGUAACAACUGCCGCCCCGACAUUAGCCAAGUCACCGGCACGGGAGCCCGGUAUUUGUGAAGCCGCUAUCCUUUCUUGCUGUAGAUUUAGAGAUUUGAAACAGAAAGAAUGUUUCACGGAAUAUGGCUGCGUUAAAACUUACUCUACAGGCGUUGCUUGCUCACCAAAAGCUAUCCAAGCUGUAAUUCAAAACUUUAAAAAUGCGUAUGCGCCUAGUUGA